Messenger RNA from Adineta ricciae, 1038 nucleotides. NCBI's taxonomy places the organism in Eukaryota, Metazoa, Rotifera, Eurotatoria, Adinetida, Adinetidae. The record is from the annotation of a GenBank genome assembly.
AUGAAUCGAUACCAACACCAACAUUUACAAACACAUAAUUCGAGUACAACUCUCCCAUUAAACCAUCACUUUCACCUAAGUAGUAGUACAACAACAACGACAACAACUGUUCUUCAAACUCCACUCGAUACUUAUUCGCCAAAUAAUAAUAAUUCACUCGUCGAUUUACACCAACCAAAUCAUUACAAUUUACUUGAUGAUAAUUACAUUUACCCACCACCUUCGUCCUAUUGUACAAAACACCAUCAGAUAUACCGAUCACCAACGAUUUGUACAUUAGAUUCUCAACCAAAUGUUUAUGAAACAUACGCAUCACCUACCUCAUCAUCAGCAGCAACAGCAGCAAAUAUUCCAGUAAACUCUUAUGAACAAUUCUGUAUUGACAAUUCGCAAACCUCACCAUCCACACCAUGGAUAGCCGCAACAGGUGAAAGUCCACUCUAUCAUCCCAUUCAAUCAUUUGAUCAAUGUAAUAUUUAUCUAAACAAUUCGCAAUUAUCUGAACCAAACUAUCGCGAUUAUUCAUCAGUUCCAUUAUCUAAUAAUGAAACUUCAUCGUCAUCAACAUCGUCGUCUUCGUCAUUUCAUGCUCCUAUUCAACCACCAGGUAGUCAACCCCAAUAUCGUCAACAUGAACAGUCAACGAUAACCAGUUUAGACGAAAAACCAUUGAACAUUGUUGCCAGUGAAGCUAAAUACAAAUGGAUGCAAAUCAAACGCACCCCCGCGAAGACAGCCGGUAAACCGACUGAUUAUAACUACAAUAAUGGCACGUCGCUAAUCAACGGUUCAGCAGCAAAUGCAAUGAUCAAUUCGAAUGCAGCAAAUGCUGGUCGAACGAAUUUUACUAAUAAACAACUAACAGAAUUGGAAAAAGAAUUUCAUUUCAGUCGUUAUUUAACACGAGCAAGACGAAUUGAAAUUGCGGCAUCACUUCAACUAAAUGAAACACAAGUCAAGAUUUGGUUUCAAAAUCGCCGUAUGAAAGCGAAGAAAAGACAACGUGAACCCGAUGUUUUUACAUUCGAUUCCAUGUGA